GCAAUUCGAUCUUCACCGGCCACAUCUUCGAUGGCGAGGAGAAAGCGCGGCCGGAUCGUCGGGUGAGGGUUAUGUUAUUGCGUUGCGACGCUUUUGAUUUACGACACAGUUUCGUCUGCGGUGAGAUCCGAUAAGGAAAUGAGGGAGAGGUUCUACGGCACUAUGGUGAACUCCUCCGCCCCGGAGAGCAACGACGGCACCAUCGCCAACAUGUUCGAUCGGGUUUUGGAGAAAGAGUUCUCCGGCAACGAUCAGCCCGAAGGCGGUAUUAGAGAGUGUAGCUAAGAUCACUCAUGAGAAGGGAAAUAAGAAUGAUACUCAGGAGAAUAACGGCACAAAUCUUAUCGGUUCCAAGGUGUUUUUUCUCUGGAGAGUGAAGACUGAGGAAACAACAACCCUGAUUGACAAAAAGGUAGCAUGUCUAUUGGCUGUGUUUAUAAAUCUUUUCUUACGAAAUUCUUAAGAUUUUCCUAUCCAGCGCCUGAGUUGGGUUUUCCACCUAUCCCCAAUAUUGGAAUAUUGAAAGUUGUAUCAAAUCUUAGUUGAAAUUCAGCACAUAAUGCAUUUGUUUCAUAUUUUGAUUGUCGAGAACAGGCUUGCCUAGCUAUGGCGAAACCGAUCCGGGGCGAAGCAUUGAGACGUACCUGCAUUUCCACAACAAGAAUCCAAAGCAGACCACUGCCAUUGGGAAUCUCAACGUUCAAGGAUAUGGUGGUAACAAGGAGACCGGUGAUACCAAAAGGAUACUGAAAACACAAUACCAGGGAUAUGGUGAAGGUAUGGACCGAGAUAGAAAAGAGGAAUCUGGACCGGAUGGUGAAAAAUGGAAUGAAAUGCCAAACUGCAGUUGAUAUAAAAGAUCAUGUCCUGGUCAUGGAAUUCAUGGGCAUAUAUUACUUACUUCAUGAGCAAGUAUUGUUAUCGGUGCAGCAUGUGCUACUUGAGUCAGUUGUCAACCACUCCACCUUUGUCUUGGAAGGCAGGUUGGCCAGCACCUCGUCUCAAGGAUGCUGCACUGUCAUUAGAAGCUACAAAAAGGAUGUAGUAAGAUUAGAUGAGUCUGGUGAUCAUGUGCAGAGUGGCAGAGGAAGCAGAAACAAUUGGGGCCGCAGUGAACUGGUACUGCCAAUGAAUCAUGAACCACAUUUUCGGUCCAUUUCUGUUUUAUGUUAUUGAGUGAUUUGACUUGUAGUCAAGUUUGUAAGUUUCAAUUAAUCUCUGUUGGAGCAGGUUAUAGAAA
Molecule: messenger RNA, 1240 nt
Organism: Argentina anserina (silverweed cinquefoil)
Lineage: Eukaryota; Viridiplantae; Streptophyta; Magnoliopsida; Rosales; Rosaceae
Exons: 6
Coding region: 769-1176 (135 amino acids)
Source: RefSeq, a predicted model, not a curated record